Messenger RNA from Cetraspora pellucida, 903 nucleotides. The record is from the annotation of a GenBank genome assembly. Lineage: Eukaryota; Fungi; Glomeromycota; Glomeromycetes; Diversisporales; Gigasporaceae.
AUGUUCAACCAUCAAUUUAUCAAUAACGAUCAUCAAAACGGUUCACCAUCAAGUAGUAAAGUUAUAAUCCAGGAUAAAAAUAAUAUGAGUUUCAUGGGAAUGUCUAAUGAUCAUUUAAGAAGUGAGAUUGGUAGACGUGCUAUAGCUGUCGUUGAAGCAUAUGAAGAGCUUGGAAGUGCAUGUAGAAGGGCCGAAUAUGCCGUUAGCCAACUUAAAGCACUACUACCUCCUGACGCUAAUGUAGUUCUUCCUUCAGAUGCCAGCAUACCAUCAUUUCCAUCUACAUUACAUAAUAAACCACCUCAAAAUCUGGACGUACCUAUAUCAUACGAUAGAAAUAUAAAUACAACAAAUAUGACUGCAGAUACGUCUACUAGCUCAGUUAACACAACUACAGCAGGAAUUAAUGAUGAUAAUAUGGUAGCAUCACUUUUAAUGUCUCUUACAAAUGCUUCUUGGGAACGUAACCCUAAUCCCGUAGAAAGUGAUAAAGGUGGUCAUGAUACUGAUGAUAUAAAUAUGAUAGAUAACUCAUCUUAUGUUGAUCAUAAACCGUUAGUCAUUAAGGAUCAAAGUUCUCCAAAUACUCGUUCAAGUAAUCGUAACCGAUCCCGUAGAAAACCAUCAACUGGAAAAGUUCCUUAUUCAACUCAAUUCACCCCCGAAGAAAUCUUAUUCCUAGAUGAAUUUAAUAAAUUGUAUGAAAAAAGAGUUCAACUAGGUCCAACUAGACAAAGUGAUAUUGCUUCCGAAAUCAGGCAAUUUGCUAAUAACGCUAUAGCGUUUGGGCAACCUGCUGUCUCGGGGUUGGUUAGAAAAACAAAAGUGCCUAAGGAACAAAGGGCUGUGAAUGCUUUGAAAGCUUGGAUUGAAAGUGGAAAGAAAAGAUUAGGUGUUGUAUAA